Molecule: messenger RNA, 1437 nt
Organism: Podarcis muralis (Common wall lizard)
Lineage: Eukaryota; Metazoa; Chordata; Lepidosauria; Squamata; Lacertidae
Gene: RPF2
Product: ribosome production factor 2 homolog
Biological process (GO): ribosomal large subunit assembly; maturation of LSU-rRNA from tricistronic rRNA transcript (SSU-rRNA, 5.8S rRNA, LSU-rRNA)
Cellular component (GO): nucleolus
Molecular function (GO): rRNA binding
Source: RefSeq, a predicted model, not a curated record
CGUCACCACACCGGGCGUAGUUCUUCUUCCGGCGCACAUGUUCUACGGACCCACGUGGUGACGGGUGAUAUUUUUCGGAGAAAAUGGAUUCCUUGGACCGGGUGGUAAAGCCCAAAACUAAGAGGGCCAAAAGGUUUCUUGAGAAGAGAGAGCCAAAGCUCACAGAAAACACAAAGAAUGCGAUGCUAAUAAAAGGUGGAAAUGCAACUGCAACAAUAACUGACGUGCUCAAAGAUAUUUAUGCGCUGAAAAAGCCCUUUGCUGUACUAUAUAAAAAAAAAAACAUUGCAAGACCAUUUGAAGAUCAAACCUCGCUGGAAUUUUUUUCCAAGAAAUCUGACUGUUCUUUGUUCCUGUUUGGAUCACAUAACAAGAAGAGGCCUAAUAAUCUGAUAAUAGGUCGCAUGUAUGAUUAUCAUGUUCUGGAUAUGGUUGAAUUGGGUAUUGAGAAGUUUGUAGCUCUCAGAGAUAUCAAGAACAGCAAGUGCCCUGAAGGGACAAAACCUAUGUUGAUAUUUGCCGGUGAUGCUUUCGACAUCAGUGAAGAACACAGGAGAUUAAAAAGCCUUCUAAUUGAUUUUUUCAGAGGCCCUGUUGUGCCCAGCGUUCGCCUGGCAGGCUUAGAACACGUUCUUCACUUCACAGCCAUUGAUGAAAAAGUCUAUAUGAGAAGUUACAAAGUGCUGUUGAAAAAAUCUGGUUGCAAAAUACCAAGGAUUGAACUUGAAGACAUGGGGCCAUCGCUAGAUUUGGUGAUGAGGAGGACCCAUUUGGCCUCAGAUGAUCUUUAUAAGUUAUCUCUAAGACAGCCCAAAGCUCUCAAGCCAAAGAAGAAGAAAAAUAUUUCCCAUGAUGUCUUUGGUACAAAAUAUGGACGGAUCCACAUGCAGAAACAAGAUCUGGAAAAAUUGCAGACCAGGAAAAUGAAGGGUUUAAAGAAGAGGCCAGCUGAAAAGAAGACUGAAGAUGGAAAGAAUCCAAAGAAAGUAAAGUUAGAAUGAUAGGCUGCAUCUGGACUGAGCACUUGAGCUGGCUGCUCCUUUGAUUUAUUCAUUUAAAUGCCAUAUACUUCUGAAAUUUAUUUUGAAUGGGUUUUCAGGCAAAACUACAUAGUUGUUCCUGGAAGGCAGGGAUGUUUUAAAGGGAGGAAAUGAAUAUGUGUUGCUUAAUUUUUGGACAAGUUUCUUCUGAUAACCACUUGAAACAGAUACUGCCAGCCAUUGCUUCCAGCAGUGGCUUCCAGCCAUUCAGGAUGACUUGUUCUACUCUUCAUUCUCUUCCCAGCCCCUGUUGCCAUUAAGUUUUCAGAAUAUGGCAUUUAUCUGUGUGCUUUUAAAGACAUUAUCAUCACGGACAUGAGCAGAAAUACAUCUGUACUCUGGAUUUUUUAAAAAAUAAACAUAUUUGGAUAUUCAUCACUGGGAAAGCCAUGACCUA